Molecule: messenger RNA, 1057 nt
Organism: Rubroshorea leprosula
Lineage: Eukaryota; Viridiplantae; Streptophyta; Magnoliopsida; Malvales; Dipterocarpaceae
Source: the annotation of a GenBank genome assembly
AAUCCGAUCCCAUCUGCCGUUCGCGUCGGCUACUUGCUACUCUUACGGAGGACCCAACUGCAAUUAUUCAUUUUUAUUUUUCUAAGAAGUAAAGGUAAGCGAGGCAUCUUUUGUUUUUCUUCAUAAAAAAAGACUGAACGGAAGACUCGGCAGGAGUGAAUGAUACAGGUGCAGUUGCUUCUGCCGUCUCUUGGACUAAAACCCUGCCGGAGGUGGUUGAUUUCACAUUCUUUUAAAGGGUUCCGACAGAUCUCCGCCACCGCCAAGAUGUCAACGGAGAGUUAUGCCUUCGGGUCGUAUUCCAUAAGUUGUAGAGAAGUGUUCUACACCACCCCUCUUUCGUUUGCCUUCGUCAACCUCCGCCCUGUUGUUCCUGGUAUUAAAGAUUCUUCCUUUCCCUUUUGUAUUAUCAAUUUUCUUGCUUUGGGUUUUCCUCAGAAAAAAAAAAAAUUUUUUUCUUGCUUUGGGUUUUCCUCAGAAAAAAAAAAAAUUUUUUUUCUUGCUUUGGGGGUGUCUAAACCUCCGCACUCUUUCAUUCAGUUUGACAUUGCAAUCGGUAUUUUCUUAGAACCUUAUGAUCUGCUUAGAGAAGAAAGCCCUUCUUGCCUCCCCUUUAGAUGUGUAUGUGGUUGACUUGUUAUGAAUCCAUGAAAAAGGAUUCGACUUUGUUUUUAAUUUAUUAUUAUUGUUAGAUUAGUCUCUUUCCCAAUUAUAUAUGUCUGUUGUUCUUUUCGUCUGUUUCUCUUUCGUCUAACAUCUUAAUAUGUUCUGAUUAUGGUGUUCCUUGUUCAUUGCAGGUCAUAUCCUGUUUUUCAUUCAAAAUUAGAAUGAUACAUUCUGUGAAUGAUUCAGUCAUAUAUUUGUUAUGUAGUUAUGACCAAAAUUAAACUGGGUAACUUCCUUUUGUUGCCUUUAGUUUAGUUGAAAACAAGGUGCAGUUUUGUUAGUUUGCAACAUGUUAUAGACAGAGAUAUGUAAGCAUCCUGCUGCUGCUGAAGUAAUUUUCAACUGUAUCUACUAGUUUAAACGGUUGAGUUCUACUAUUGAAAUAUGACUG